Cicer arietinum (chickpea) is the source of this 837-nucleotide messenger RNA. RefSeq lists its product as uncharacterized. NCBI's taxonomy places the organism in Eukaryota, Viridiplantae, Streptophyta, Magnoliopsida, Fabales, Fabaceae. The record is from RefSeq and is a predicted model, not a curated record.
AAUAAUAAAGCACGACUCACGAGGGAGUACAAUAGACUCAGGUGGAGGUCGAAGAGGAGUUGGGUUGGGCAGAGAUGGAGUCAUCGUUGUCAAUUUGGGAACACACUCUUAUCGUCUUUCUUCGACCCCUCCUAGCCAUAACCUUCGUUCUCUCAUUAAUCACUCUAGGUUGGUUAUUGGCAUGGAAACUGGUACUUGUUCAUGUUCCUUUGGUUCAAGAGGUUUUUGGUCUUAAAAAGAAACCUCCUCGAUCCAAACCCCAAAUUGGUCGUCUCUCCAAAAUUUACAGCACCAUUCAUGCCCCAAUUUCACCUUCCACUUAGGAAGGUUUUUCAGAAACUUGUGUUCAAGUUUGGGUAAUUGGAGUUCUUUGUCUGGGAAUCAAAUUUUCUACAAGUGGAGCUUUCUAUAAAUGUCAUGGAGGAAAAGGAAAUUCAACAGUACUUUUAAAUUCAUUGAAAUAGAAAAAAGGAAAUGUGAUUGUAAUGCACGUUCCCUUGCCAAUAGGUUUCCUAGCAACCAGGAUUUUUGAGUUGAUAGUUUCUAUAGAGAAACACUAUCCUACAUUAAACCAGUAUUUAAUUAUUUAUUGAGUAUGAUAGGAUAUUUUAUCCUUGUAGCUUAUCCUAUCUUGCUUGUUAGUGCAACUUUUGUCCUUAGGGAAGCUGCUGGAUUAGGAAAAUAGUACUACAUCAGGUCUUUUUUAUAAGAGACAAUUGGUUUAUAAUUUGGUCAACAAAAGUUGAUGUAUUUGGUCCAUCAAUGGUUUAUAAGUCCCAGCAAUGUUGUCAACUCAUCCUCAUUCUCAGCUAAGUACUUCUUUUACUGUGUUCUCCA